AUGGAAAACUACGACUUCUCUCAAAGACAUACGAACGCCACACCAACCACAAGGUUCGGAAAUGCAACGAGCUUCGAUCUAACCCUCGUCUCGGUCGACAACCUCCAGUGCAAACGUCGGAUUGGCCACCGGAUUAGAGUGUACGCCGAGGUCCAACUAGAUGGAGGCAAGGUCAUGAAAACCGACACGUACGAGGCGGGAGGGCCGGAUCCGACGUGGAACAUCACCGUGUCUUGCCCUAUAACGAAUAGAAUGGGAGGGAAUCUGGUGGUGCGUCUUUACUAUAAGAGAAGUGUGGGGCACACUUGUAUUGGUGAGGUGAACAUAAAGUUGACUAGACUUUUCGAUAGUUGGCGUGACUCUCGUAAGGAUACUGAGACGACAUGGCAUAUGCAGAGGGGGGAUUUGAAUAUUACCUAUCGUUUUGUAUGA
Molecule: messenger RNA, 432 nt
Organism: Salvia hispanica
Lineage: Eukaryota; Viridiplantae; Streptophyta; Magnoliopsida; Lamiales; Lamiaceae
Source: RefSeq, a predicted model, not a curated record